UUGUUACUCCAUUAACCGGCCGGGCCGAACGUUUAAUUAAUCUAAUCUAAUGAUAAGUGAUAAAUCGCGAAAAUGAAGUGUCUUUGCCUCUUCCUGGCUUCUGCGGCCCUUGUGCACGGUUACUCGAUCAGGGACAAUGAAAUUCAGACAUCUCGGUUACAGACAAGUGAUGAUCUCUUGAAUAGUGUUGUUAGUGAUUGUUUCGCAGCCGAUUCGCCGAUGUCAUGUCUCAAAGUGAAAGUCCUGUCGUUCUUGGACACGAAGCUCGGUGUGACUGCGGAAUCUGCGAGGGCUCUGGAUGAGAAGAACAUCGACAAAGUGAUAUUCGACCGUGUUGGGCGCAUACUGAACACAAACGAAUUCAGGUUCCAACUGCCUGAAUUCUUAUUAGAAGGUGCUGAAGUUUCAUACCGUGCUGAUAGAGGAUUAGACGUCGAUUUCCCUGAAACAUCAGAGAAUGGUGAAGCCCGUGGUAUCUUGAAGAAGAAACUUCUCUUGCCAGUUCUUCUCUUACUGAAACUGAAGAUGAAGGCUCUGAUGCCCAUCCUGGUCACCAUCGUCGGCAUCAAGGCAAUUAAGGCUCUAAUCCUCAGCAAACUCGCCAUCACCCUGGUUGUUGGAUUCUUAGUUUACAAUUUAAUUAUGAAGAAAGGAGCUAUGCCAAUGAUGAUGGCUCCUCCCACUGAAGGCCCGCCAGCUGCACAAUACGGCCCACCAGCCUCCCAAUACGGCCCACCGUCUACCCCAGCACCUCCUUCCGACUCGUACGGCCCACAAUGGGAGCCUUCCUCCUCUGGCCCCUACUCCAGAGUCUGGGACCCAAGCCAACUAGCCUACAGCUCCUACUUCCCUGGGGACAGCUCCUCAGCCUCCAACCAAUCACCAAGCUACUCCAGCGUAGCUUCAAUCUCAUCAUCAUCGUCAUCAGCAGCCACCUAUUAAACCUGAUUACCUCAUUACUCUUGUAUAUAAUAACGCUCACGAAACGAAAUGGUAGAGUUUAGAUAGUUUAUUUAUUGACUAUUUAUUAUUUAUUGUACACAAUAA
Messenger RNA from Zerene cesonia (dogface butterfly), 1047 nucleotides. RefSeq lists its product as uncharacterized. Bases 73 to 942 code for a protein of 289 amino acids. The transcript has 3 exons. NCBI's taxonomy places the organism in Eukaryota, Metazoa, Arthropoda, Insecta, Lepidoptera, Pieridae. The record is from RefSeq and is a predicted model, not a curated record.